CAAACCUCAAUGACCAAAUUGUUUGGAUCUGAUAGAAAGCUGAAAGCACAAAGCAAGCAUGGAGAAUGGUUGGUGAAUGGUUACGGUGAAAGACGAGAGGGAGAUAGACAUAGAAAUCACAACAACCCCAAUCCUUACCAGACACCACCACGACCACUUCGUCAACUAAACUAAAUUAAACCCAUUCCAAAUCUAAUUCAAAGCUCGAUUUUUUCAUUUCACUUUCGAAUAGUUCAGGUAAACCACACCGAAAACACCCACUAUAAACUACUCUCAAGCUUCAACUUCUCUUCACUAUAGUACCCACUCGAGCCUGAACAGACCGGAGCAAUGGGUCCGAUCAAGGCCUCUGCGGGCGAUUUCCUGUUGACUUUCAUGUGGGUGUUUUGUGCUUCGACGUUUGGUAUUUUGACCACCGAGAUAGCGACUCUUUUGGGUGUGCAAAACCUCGCUUGGCCCUCCAUGUUAAUCGUGACCUUCAUUGUCUUUGUUUUCGUUUUCAUUUUUAGUUAUAUUGGUGGUUUGCUUGGUGGGGCUAGCUUUAAUCCCACUGGUACCGCCGCCUUUUACUCUGCCGGUGUCGGCGGUGAUUCUCUGCUCUCUAUGGCUCUCCGCUUCCCUGCCCAGGCUGCCGGUGCUGUGGGUGGUGCAAUGGCAAUCCUGGAGGUGAUCCCACCAAAGUACAAGCACAGGCUUGGAGGGCCUUCUUUGAAAGUUGAUAUGCAUACUGGAGCCAUUGCUGAGGGGCUGUUGACUUUUCUAAUUACGUUUGCUGUGCUUGUAAUUAUUCUCAAGGGUCCUCGUAACAGUAUUGUGAAGACAUGGUUGAUUGCUGUGGCAACUGUUGUGUUGGUCAUGUCAGGUUCUACCUACACUGGGCCUGCCAUGAAUCCUGCCAAUGCUUUUGGCUGGGCAUACAUAAACAAACGGCAUGACACAUGGGAGCAGUUUUAUGUAUACUGGAUUUGUCCAUUCAUUGGAGCAAUAGCCGCGGCAUGGGUGUUCCGUUUCGUCUUCCCUCUACCAUCUCCGCCAUCUUCAAAGAAACAGAAAAAAAAUUAAGGUGGCAACUAUGUGUGUUUCUUCAGCAUUAGAUAAGCACAAGCUCGGCAUUCAUGUAAUAAGAUUAUAAGAAUAUCUCAUGUAGCUCUGAAACGCCACUCAUUUUCAGUUGUCAAUGAUAAAAUGACUUACUUUUCCUGUUUUAUAUAUUCAA
Molecule: messenger RNA, 1216 nt
Organism: Mangifera indica (mango)
Lineage: Eukaryota; Viridiplantae; Streptophyta; Magnoliopsida; Sapindales; Anacardiaceae
Product: aquaporin SIP1-2-like
Exons: 3
Coding region: 331-1062 (243 amino acids)
Biological process (GO): transmembrane transport
Cellular component (GO): membrane
Molecular function (GO): water channel activity
Source: RefSeq, a predicted model, not a curated record